Mycena indigotica is the source of this 1470-nucleotide messenger RNA. RefSeq lists its product as uncharacterized. The record is from RefSeq and is a predicted model, not a curated record. Gene Ontology annotation, molecular function: protein binding. The coding region runs from base 1 to 1470 and encodes 489 amino acids. Lineage: Eukaryota; Fungi; Basidiomycota; Agaricomycetes; Agaricales; Mycenaceae. The transcript is spliced from 5 exons.
AUGUCCACAUUACACUCGCGGCAGCAUCUAUCUACGCACUUACCAGUCGACAUCUUCUACGACAUUCUCGGGCAUUGUGAUCUUGCGUCAGUUCUUGCACUCUCCAGCACAUGUCGAAGAUUGUAUGAAGUCGCGCAGCAUACUACAGUCUGGAGGGCCAUAGUGCGCCGGCUCCAAGAGCAGUGGAUUCUGGAAUCAGAUAUUCCCAACUUAUCUGAGCUCUCCUCCGUUGAGCUCAUCUCGAUAGUUAAACGCGCCGUUAUUGGCCCCGAGACAUGGACGCGGUCUACACCUGAAGUUCGGGCCGCUAUCACGAUCCCAGCAACAAUUCGUCAAGGGCCAGGUGUCCUCCACUGGGACGACGACACCCGGCUGGUCCCCAACGGGCGUUAUGUGUUGUUCCUCAAUGAAGGGCACCUGCAGUGCUUCAGCAUCGCCGAAAAACGACAUAUAUGGACAUAUGUGUCGGAAAUCCCCACGACAGACCAUUGUUCGGUCCAGGACUUUGACGUUUGUGCCCACCCGGACAAGGCUGGCGAAUGGAUGGUGCUGAUGAUUGGAGAGCGGACCUUCCCACUGCAUGGCAUGUUUCCAGGUCGACGCAACUUUAUCACUGUUAUCGAGUUCGAGCCAACAACUGGUUACGGUCCAUUCAACGCCUUUUCGCUCCAAGGUCAUGUUGGCACUGCAGAAAUUAACUCCGACCGGGCCAAUUUCCUCCUUGACUGGAAGCGCAAGCAGUUUGUGUGCGUGAGCGGGAUGGGGAUGUUCAGUCGUAUAGGACUUAUCACCGACCACGUUGUGCUCAAAACAGCUCGCAAGGGAGCAGAGAUGCUUUAUCUCAUACCUUCCGCAGACAUCUUCGAAAAUUACGGGACUCGGGUGACAACAUUCGACCGUCUCGUCUCCUCAGUCUGUAUGGUCGAUGUUCUCGUUUUAUCUGCUACAGUGGAGCACACAAUUGUCCGGAGUCACAUUACAGGAGAUAGCGACCUCGUCAUACACAAAUCUCCCCUUCGUGAUAACACGUGGCGAGUAUGGGUCUACUGUGCUAUUCCCCAGAGUUACGGGUUCCCAGAAAGGCGCAUCCUGCGCUGCUAUCAGAUCACGAUUCAUGAAGGUCGUCCUCUUCUUUCGCAAAGAUCCUCCCUCGUACCAAACCUCCUUCGUGGACCACGUGGAUUGAGCUACUCUGGGCAUGCUUCAGUGUACUACUCACCAUCACGAGAACUUAUCGUCCCGCCUCCAAAGCCGCCCUCCGACCAGGGCGCCCAUGCAUUGACAUCGACGAUUGUCACACGCGCGUGGCGCGCGUUGAAAAAACCCGGCUACCGGUCGGAUUCCAGACUGCUAGAUGCGGCCGUGGUGACUCUGGAUGGGUGCGACGCGGACCAUGUCCAUAUUUCUGCUUAUGCCGGGGCUUUGUGCUAUCCUACGACGACAGACAUCCGAAUUCUGUAUUAUAGGUGA